AUGGCUUCGCCAGGCCCUCCUACGGGCCCGCAACACUUUACACCGCAACAGAUCCAGCAGAUGAUCGCCAUGGAGGCCCAGAAGCGCGGCAUGACCAUCCCCCAGUUCCAAGCCUUCCAACGUCAACAAAUCGAAACCGAAGCAGCCAAAGCUGGUAUGACCCCUCAGCAAUUCAUCCAGAUGAAGCAAGAGGAGGCCCGGCAAUCCUUCAUGCGACAGCAACAACAACAACAGCAGCAGCAGGCUCCAGCACAACGCCAAGGUCAACCGGUGCAGGGUCCACAACGACCAGGAGCCCAAGUCCAACAUAUUCCUGUCAACUCUAAUGUCGAACCGACCCCUGCUGCGCUGGCCGUCGCAAAGUUUCUUCGUUCUCAAGAUCUCAAGACCAGAACUUGUAUUUUCAAUGGAGAGAGGAAAGAUAUGUUCAAAGUCAAACGCGCAUUCCGCGCCCUCCACUCAGACGCCUACAAGAAAGCCCAGAAAAAGAAUCCUGUGCUCCCCAAAGUUGAAACUGAUCUGGAGGCUCGCUCCGCUUUACAGCUCCUUCCCCUGUCCAUGCUAGCCCUCCGAGUUAGCAAGAAAGACCCGCAUGAAGGACACAGCCAUGCCAAACCCAAGAACGAGAAGAGAGUGAAAGGGUUGUGGGAAGUAAAGAUUGAACAACAACAGGAUUUUGAUCCGAUGAUGCAUUAUGUCUGGCUAUAUGAAGGACCUCAAUGGAAGACCAAAAUCUGGGCCGGUCUCGUUCUGCUUGCCGUUUUCGCUGCAGUUCUCUUUCCGCUAUGGCCACUGAUGUUGAGACAAGGCGUGUGGUAUCUCUCCGUCGCGGCGAUGGGUUUGAUCGGUUUAUUCUUUGUCAUGGCGAUUUUCCGAUUGGUUCUAUUCAUCACCACUUUCUUCCUCGUCCCGCCUGGGCUCUGGCUCUACCCGAACCUUUUUGAAGAUGUCGGUUUCUUCGACAGCUUCCGUCCACUCUGGGGUUGGCAUGAAACUAAAGAGGAUAUCAAGAGGAAGAAGAAGGAGAAAAAGGCCAGAAAAGCCGAAAAGCUUGCCAACGCAGCCGGCAAAAAGAGUGCAGCUCCCGAAGUCAAGCCCGCCAGUCCAGCGGCGGCGCCUCCUCCGGCGAAUGGGACUAUUGCGAACUCUGCUGUCGAAUCGAAUGUCAAAUCCACCCCAUCCAAGCGGCAUGUCGCACCGACGGUGGAGGAAGUCGAUGACGAAUAA
This is a messenger RNA of Rhinocladiella mackenziei CBS 650.93, 1227 nucleotides long. RefSeq lists its product as uncharacterized. The coding region runs from base 1 to 1227 and encodes 408 amino acids. NCBI's taxonomy places the organism in Eukaryota, Fungi, Ascomycota, Eurotiomycetes, Chaetothyriales, Herpotrichiellaceae. The record is from RefSeq and is a predicted model, not a curated record. Gene Ontology annotation, cellular component: endoplasmic reticulum membrane; endoplasmic reticulum. Gene Ontology annotation, biological process: post-translational protein targeting to membrane, translocation. The transcript has 2 exons.